Molecule: messenger RNA, 5010 nt
Organism: Clunio marinus
Lineage: Eukaryota; Metazoa; Arthropoda; Insecta; Diptera; Chironomidae
Source: the annotation of a GenBank genome assembly
CACAGAAAGAAAAAUAAAAUUUUCACUUCGUCGACAGUUCUACUCGUAAAAUUCACGAGAAGAGUUUAAACCCGUGUGAAGUUUUAAAAACAAUAAAAGAGAAAGACAUUACAAAAAGAAAAUUCUUGUAAGAUAUCAAAAGACCAUUCAACAUCAUAUAAAAUCCGGUUUUUCGGACAAUUAACAUCUCACGCUCUUUCAACCAAAAAAUAAAACGAAACGAAACGAAAAGAGCUAAUAAUCGCGACAGACACAACCAAGUAGUUUGUUAGCUGAGAGAAGAGACGACUCAACGUGUUCGAUACAUUUAAUAAACAGAGAAUUUUGUUAAUCAGAGUUCAACUGCACUUCGACUUGUUUAUUUUCGUCGAGACUUCGUGUGGAUUGGAUAUGUCGUUAAAUCGUAUUUUGAUCAAGGCAAAAUCGAAUAUUCGUCUGCAGAUUUUGAGAAGUCGAAGAAGUUUUGGAAAUUUUUUAAAAUUUAUCAUAGCAAUCAUCUCGUUUCUCUGCUUUGUCGUUGUUGUUACUUACAAAUUUAUUCAGCAGAAUAAUCAUCCAUUGGCAAUCACAUCAAAUUAUAUUUAUAUUGAGCCAAUAAAUUCAUUCUUUCGUAAAGAUCAUAAGUUCAGAAAGAAAAUCGAUUACCACGACUACGAAUAUCUCGCGAGAGAGAAAUCAAGAUUCGGACUUCCGGGUGAAAAUGGACAGCCAGUUUAUUAUUCACCAGAGGAAGAAGAAGAGAAUAAAGUUCUCUUUGACGCUAAUGGAUAUUAUGGAUUGAUAUCUGAUAAGAUUGCUUUGAAUCGCUCAGUUGCUGAUUUUCGACUUAAACAAUGUAAAAAAAUUAAAUAUUUAGCUGAUCUUCCUAAUGUCAGUGUUGUGAUUCCAUUUUACAAUGAUCAUUUAUCAACGUUACUAAGAACUGUUUACAGUAUUGUCAAUCGAUCACCGAAGCAUCUUCUUAAAGAAGUUAUUCUAGUCAAUGAUCAAUCGACGAAAAGUUUUCUUUACAAGGAACUUGAAGAUCACAUCAACAAGCAUUUAAAGCACAUAGUUAAACUCAUUGUACUGCCACGAAGAUCCGGACUUAUUUGGGCUCGACUUGCUGGUGCACGAGCUGCAACUGGUGAUGUUUUAUUGUUCCUUGAUUCACAUACAGAAGCCAGCACAAACUUCCUUCCACCAUUACUCGAACCAAUUGCAAAAGAUUAUCGAACUUGUGUUUGUCCAUUCAUCGAUGUGAUUGACUUCAAGACAUUCGCUUAUCGACCACAAGGUGAAGGCAGUCGGGGAGUUUUUGAUUGGCGUCUUUCUUAUCAUUCCAUUCCAUUGAGACCGGGAGAUCAGGAGAACAAAUGGGAUCUCUACGAAAAUCCUGUGAUGGUCGGUGGUUUAUUUGCAAUUUCAGCAAAAUUCUUUUGGGAACUCGGCGGUUACGAUCCGGGUCUUGACAUUUGGGGUGGCGAACAAUUUGAAUUAAGCUUCAAGAUUUGGCUUUGUCAUGGAAAAAUGUACGAUGCACCAUGUUCAAGGAUUGGCCAUGUUUAUCGAGGCAGCAUGCCAUUCCCAAAUGAUCGCAAAGGAAUUGAUUUCAUUGCCAUUAAUUACAAACGUGUUGCUGAAGUUUGGAUGGAUGAAUACAAAGAAUUUCUUUACAAACGCGAUCCUGUCCGAUAUGCAAAAACUAAAACAGGGGAUAUUUCGUAUCAACUUCAUGUGAAGGAACGACAGCAAUGCAAGCCAUUCAAAUAUUUUAUGGAACAUGUUGCACCCGAUAUGCUUGACAGAUAUCCAUACGAAGAGCCACCGGAAUUUGCAUCCGGAGCUAUUCAAACAUUGGCUAAUCCCAGUCUUUGCAUUGACAAAUUGAAUCGAGCUAAAGAUCAGCCAAUUGGCUUGUACUUUUGUGGAGAAAAUCGAAAACGACCUCAAGACAAUCAACACUUUACACUGAGGUUUUAUCGUGACAUUGCGCUUCCAGACAUGCAACUCUGCUUGGAUAGUUACGGUGAGAAACGUGAGGUUAAAACUCAAGGGUGCCACAACUCUCAAGGUAAUCAAUACUUUCGUUAUGAUCUCGACACUAAGCAACUCUUCCACGGACCAAUACGAAAUAAUCAUUGCGUUGAAGCUGAUGUCAACAAUCAAUCAGUCUACGUCACCUCAUGCGAUGUCAGCAAAGUGAAUCAGAAAUGGGAAUGGGGCUUUGUUAACGAGACAAAUUGUAGAGGAAGAAGCUCGCUUUUCAAAUUAGUUAUCAACUUUGUGCUGUUAGCAAUAUGUGGAUUGUUCGUGAUAACACAACUGUUUAAACAUUCCACAUCUUUUGACAAUUCGACUUUUGAAAAGAAGACUGCCGAACACAUUGUGCAACGAAGACCAAUUGUUUUACCGUUAAUCUCAGAAGAUGAGUUUCAUUAUGUUGAGCCAUCAGAUUCGUUCUUCAAACAAAAGCAUAAUGUUAUUCAAAAGCGUGUCGAUUGGCAUAAUUGGACGUUGAUUGAAAUUGAGAAGAGUCGGAAGGGGCCUGGUGAACAGGGAAAGAAAUUUGUGUUGACAGAUCCAAAAGAUAUAAGCAGAAAUGAAGAGCUUAAUCGAGUCAAUGGAUAUUAUGCAGUUGCUAGUGACAUUAUCUCAGUUAACCGUUCAGUAGCUGACAUCAGACAUCCAUUAUGCAACAAGAAAAUUUAUUUCAAAGAACUUCCAACAACGUCUGUGAUUAUUCCAUUCUUCAAUGACCAUUUGUCAGUUUUAAUGCGAACAGUGCACAGUGUAAUUAAUCGAGCACCUGCACAUCUUUUAAAAGAAGUUAUUUUAGUCAACGACCAUUCAACGAAAACAGAACUUUAUGAAGAACUGGAGGAAUAUUUGUCGAAUAAUUUUGAAGGUAAAGCACACGUGAUUCAUCUUCCAGAACGUUCGGGUUUGAUAACAGCGAGAAUUGCUGGUGCACAGGCAGCAACAGCUGAUGUUCUGGUCUUUCUUGAUUCACACACAGAAGCAAAUACAAAUUGGUUGCCACCUCUACUUGAUCCGAUAGCGUCAGAUUAUCGAACUUGUGUCUGCCCAUUCAUUGACGUGAUUGACGCUCACGAUUAUGAAUAUCGAGCACAAGAUGAAGGCAACCGAGGUGCAUUCGAAUGGAACUUUUUAUAUAAAAGAAUUGACAUUCGACCGGGUGAUCAAGAAACGCCCGCUGACACUUUCCCUUCACCUGUCAUGGCUGGUGGACUUUUCGCGAUCUCAACAAAAUUCUUUUGGGAACUUGGCGGUUACGAUCCUGGUCUUGACAUUUGGGGUGGUGAACAAUAUGAAUUAAGCUUUAAAAUUUGGUUGUGUGGUGGACAAAUGUUGGAUGCACCAUGUUCAAGAAUUGGUCAUAUUUACAAACAUAAUCCAUUCCCGGAUCCUCGACGGGGAGUUGAUUACUUAUCAAAGAAUUUCAAAAGAGUUGCUGAAGUUUGGAUGGAUGAAUACAAAGAGUAUCUUUACCAGAGGAAACCUGAUCGAUACAAUAAAAUUGAUGUCGGUGAUAUCAGCAAACAGUUGGAAGUUAAAGAACGUUUGCAAUGCAAACCAUUCAAGUAUUUUUUGGAGGUUGUUGCUCCUGACAUGCUUGAAAAGUAUCCACCAACACAAAUUGAAUUUGCGAGUGGUGUUAUUGAAAGUGUUGCAUUUUCCGGUAAAUGUAUUGACUCGUUGGGACAUUUUUACAGGCCAAUGGGAUUAUAUUACUGUGCUCGGAAUAAAAUUCACCCUGGUGGUCAUCAACAUUACUUCUUGGGUCAUCAUCGCGAUAUUGAAUUCUACACAGACUCAGCAUAUUGCAUUGAACCGCGUGGUGACCGCCUUCAGCUUCAUGCAUGUCACCAUCAACAAGCUGCUCAAUAUUUCCGUUAUGACUUGAGCACACAACAAAUCAAAAAUGGUGUUGGUGAAAAGAAAUGUAUUGAAGCUGGUGAAAAUUCUGAAAAGAUUUCUGUCAAGCCUUGUGACCAAAAUGAAGUGCGACAAAAAUGGAAAUGGGGACGCCUUCAUUUUCAUGUCGUGGGCGAGGGCGUCGUAACAGCUAAAACAGCUCGUCAAGAGCGUACUUAUGAUAAGGAGAAUUAUAUUGAUUUUCGUAUGCGUCUUUUGGGCGAUGCCGAUUCGGGACCAACAGUUCUCUCCCCUGGAAUUCAUUCUUUUCCCUUUAAGCUAGGGUUGCCGCUUGGUCUCCCUUCAACCUUUCUGGGUCGUCAUGGCUGGAUCCAAUAUUACUGCAAAUGUGCGCUUCGCGAGCCUUCUGGUUUGAUCCAUAAAAACCAUCAAAUUUUCAUCAUCAUGAACCCUAUCGAUUUGAACAUUGAAGAACCUUCAUUAGCUGAGCCUUUCCGUUGUGAGAUUGAGCCGACUUUAGGUGGACUUGCUUGUAUCUCUUCGGGUACAGUGAAGUGUAAGAUUGAACUCGACAGGGGAGGAUAUGUGUCAGGGGAAAAUAUCGUCAUCAACGGUUACGUUAAGAACUUUAGUAAAGUCACCAUACGACAUACUAAAAUCGUUCUUCUCGAGACCAUUCAAUAUCUUUCUCGAGGGAAAAUCAUUCAAACAGAGAAACGGGAAUUGGCACAGAUGAAAUUUCCCAAAAUAAGACCUGGUAGCAGAGAUGAGUUCAUUAAUAAGAAGCUUUAUGUGCCACCCCUGCCUCCGACAAACAUUCGAAAUUCAAACAUAAUCCGAUUAAACUACGAUGUUUAUGUUGCGUCAUGUUAUGAUUCAAGCAAUAAUUCCCUUCGUCUCUAUUUUAGUUUGAUUAAUUUUCAUUUUUCUCUUUUGUCUCUUUUUGAUUUGAAGUUGGUGAUUGAACCAAAAUCGAUGGAGAAGGCGAUAAAACUUCAACUGCCGAUUGUGCUUGCAACUUAUCCAUUCCGAUCGACAAAUGAUGUCUUGACAAAUUGGCCUGACUCCGUUCUUAAGCCUGAUACGCACUAUCCAAGUUCGCUACCCGUUUUCAGACCGUCCAUUCAAUAA